GCAGCGUGGCCGGCUCUUGGUCCAGCGGACUAGUUGGGUACUGCGGUCAACGUGGCCAGCGGCGCAGGGAUUCAUGUAUCUUUUCCCCAAGCAAGAAAUGGGGCGCCAGGCCGGGAGCACGUGUGGGCCGGCCCUCCCUGUUACCAUGUACUCCGUACUCCGUGCAAUCCUGGCACGCGCAAAUGCAGCCUUCCAAAGGUUGGGGUACCUCUGCCGGCCCCCCUUCGCUCUCCCAGAUAAUAUGGGCAUGAACCACGCCCGUGCCCAUGCCCCGUCGCCAUCACCGUCAGCGCCGACCGACUUGUCCCUCCACCGACCUCCCGCAAUCCACCUGCCCACCUCAGUCAGCCAGCCCUGCCAGACUUUUCAGCACCCUGCCUAUUGUCCGGUCCAGACAAAGACACCCGCUGCCGCUCACACAAUCCCAAGGCAUCCCAAGGCAUCCCAAGGCACCUCCGAUGUACAACACCGGCGCCGCCAUGGUUUAAGGCCAGAGCGACCACUGCCAGGCCCACUCUUGUCCCCUUUCCUCCUUCCCAACCUGUCUUGACUUUGUACCACCCGCACAAAGUCUUGCAGCGCGUCAAUUGCCCGCCACGCUGCCACACAGGCAACCACUCGCGCGCAAUGGCCUCUCCAGCCCGCCAUCACACCUCCCCCCCCACGUCACCUCUUUCCGAUCUCUCGCACACGCCCUCGCCCUCGCCCUCGCCCUCGCCCUCGGCCCCCUCAUCCCCUCUCUCCGUCUUGUCCAAGUCGCCAUCCCUCUCCCCUAACGCCGCCGCCGCCGCCGCCGCCGCCGAGACGGCCACGGCCAGCAUGGAUAUCACCACGCGAUAUCCCUCACCAAGCUCUACCGCCACGCAGUCGGGCAGCGCCUCGCCUCUCAAGCUGCCAGACAGCCACGAGAUUCAGGUCCGCACCGACGGCGCACCCCCACCACCCAAGAGGCGCAGGCUGGCAGAGCCGAAGCCGCGCACCACCCAACACCUGGACCUCGACAACCGCGACGAUGCUGCCGAGCUCCAGCUGGAGCGCCUGCUCAACACCUUGCGCCGCAAGAAGAAGAUCGUGGUCAUCGCUGGAGCUGGCAUCUCCGUCUCAGCUGGGAUACCCGACUUUCGAUCCAGGGAGGGCCUCUUCAAGACCCUCGGCGAGAAGCACAAGAUCAAGGGCGGCGGCAAAUCACUCUUCGACGCCUCCGUCUACAAGAACGACAAGUCUACGGCAGAAUUCCAUAAGAUGGUUCGCGACCUGUCGAGCCUGACAAAAGAGGCCAAGCCCACCCCCUUCCAUCAUAUGCUAGCCACAAUCGCUCAGGAGGGCCGCCUGAUGCGACUCUACUCUCAGAACGUCGACUGUCUCGACACAUCCCUAAAGCCUCUGGCAACUAACAUCCCCUUAAAUACCAAGGCUCCGUGGCCGGUCACGAUACAACUCCAUGGCGGGCUCGAGAAAAUGCAGUGCACCAAAUGCAGCGACGUGAACGGCUUCAACGGCGACCUCUUCCAGGGGCCUGAGCCACCUCUAUGUGGCCAAUGCAAGGACGCCGACUAUGUGCGCACUACAUUUGGGGGGAAGCGCAGCCAUGGGAUAGGGCGCCUCAGACCACGAAUGGUUCUUUACAACGAGUACAACCCAGAUGAGGAUGCCAUCGGUAAAGUCUCGCAAGCCGACCUUCGCCGGAUCCCGGACGCUGUAAUUGUUGUGGGGACAUCUCUGAAAGUACCUGGCGUCAGAAGGAUCGUCAGGGAGUUGUGUCUGGCCACGCGCUCCAAGCGAGACGGUUUCACGGCCUGGAUCAACCUGGACCCAGCACCCCAAGCUCCGGACAUGAAGGAUCUGUGGGAUCUCGUCGUACGCGGCAAGUGUGACGAUAUCGCCGGUUUGUUGAACUUGCCCCACUGGGACUGUGACACUGAGGAUAUCGGCAAGAAGGAGGAGUACAUGGUGUCCGGAUCAGUUGAGAGAGAAGUGGAGUACAAAGAACGGUGCAGUCGCGAUAGAAUCGACGUGCUGCUGGCCAACAAGAAGCGCUCCUUCGAUCAAUCCAGCGACACGGAAUCGAAACCCGACCUCAAGUCCAUACUCAUGGACAAGAUGAAAGAUACCUUACCAACACCAAGUGCAAGCCCUCGGCAAGGCACACCACAGCCUCGCAAACCGCUACCAAAGGGCAAGGUCAAGCAAAGCACGCUCAGCUUUGGAGGGCAAACCGUCGCUGCCGAAGGUGAUGGUAAGGUACCGAAAGCCGCCAAGCUGAGGAAGCCCAGACAGCCCAAGAAGACCAAAGAGGCGAAGCCAAGUAGUGGUAUCACCAAGACCUUCAAGGCUACCAAGACUGUCACCAAGGUUGACAGUCUGGACAAGACGCUCCCAACGCAAGUCAAGAGAGAAUCACCACCUCCUAGGAUGUCAUCACCCUUGGAGAAAAAAGGCAACCGGCUUAACUCUCUCCCCUCCCUGCGACCAGAGGUUCAGGCCCAUGGGAAGCUUCCUUACCUCAACGUCGGUGCCUCUUCCAGCGAUCUGAGCUUUAUCAGUGCCAAGAGCGACGUGGAGGAGAAUAAUGCGAAUCUCUCAAGACCCCGCGGAAUGGAGAACUUGAUGGAUUAGAGAUCUUUCCCAGCUCUUCCCCGAGAAGAAACGUGGGCUAUGUUACGCCUCGGUCAGAAGGGCUCCAGCGCUCCCAAGACGUCCAGUGAGGCUCGCGUUCAUGUUUGUGAACAAGACGCGAGGAGGGCCCACUCCCUCAGUCAGUCACAUAGCUUCAGCAGCCAGACUUCGGCAGAUCUUGUCGGAGACCAAUGGCUUCCGUGGACUCUCACAGAUCUGCCGGAUAUUACAUGAGCACCUGACCAGCGGAUUGGAUCCUGCGAGUUAGGGCUAUUGGAGAGGCGGUUUUCAGUUGUAACCAGGCAGCGUUUGCACUGCCAAACACCAAGCAGUCUUGGAUUGUACAGAUUUUCCCCACACGCAUCGCUACUGUUCAUAGGACACCAACAUACCAAGGGAUAGCGCCUUGAGAGGAGUCCGGAAUACCUUCGGAAGGGACAGGUUUGCCUUACCAGCGAGGCGUUGCGUUUGUUGCUACGGGCGGGUUUGUUUGUGCAAGGGGAAAAUAUACACGACCACAUCAGGAGUUUUGAUGAUAUACCUAUAGACCAAGGAGGGGCGUACGCAUGCUGUAGCAGCGUUCGCUAAAUGAGAUUCAAGCGCGUAAUCGCUUCAGGCUCUUUGGCCGUGCAUUGCACCCGGGGUUGUGACCUAAGUGCCUGUCGCCACCCGGCGUCUCCGCCGUGGCAGGCUCCGACUGGCACCCUGAGGAGGUCAUUU
Molecule: messenger RNA, 3336 nt
Organism: Diaporthe batatas
Lineage: Eukaryota; Fungi; Ascomycota; Sordariomycetes; Diaporthales; Diaporthaceae
Exons: 2
Coding region: 628-2616 (662 amino acids)
Biological process (GO): replication-born double-strand break repair via sister chromatid exchange; negative regulation of transcription by RNA polymerase II; regulation of DNA repair
Cellular component (GO): mating-type region heterochromatin
Molecular function (GO): histone deacetylase activity, NAD-dependent; NAD+ binding
Source: RefSeq, a predicted model, not a curated record